This is a messenger RNA of Cornus florida, 4383 nucleotides long. Its product is annotated as putative pentatricopeptide repeat-containing protein At5g09950. The record is from RefSeq and is a predicted model, not a curated record. Gene Ontology annotation, biological process: RNA modification. The coding region runs from base 326 to 3568 and encodes 1080 amino acids. Lineage: Eukaryota; Viridiplantae; Streptophyta; Magnoliopsida; Cornales; Cornaceae. The transcript has a single exon. Gene Ontology annotation, molecular function: protein binding; RNA binding; zinc ion binding.
UGUGCAAUUACCUGAUUUUUUUUUUACAAAAAAUGAAAAACAUCUUUUUUUUUGUUUUUGUUUUGUCUUUUUCAAAGAGAAAACAAGAAACAUUGUUUGACGUUAUUGAACGAAUCCAAAAAUAGACAUGUUUUUAUGUUUUCACUUUUUUUUUGGGUAAAUAUUUUAUGUUUUCACUCUUCAUUCUCUCAAUUCACAUAAAAAGGGAAAUUGAAACCCGACUUUUGCCUACACCCAAUACUGUCCGGUUUUGAAAACCGAAAAACGGCGCGAAAAGGAAAUAAGAAGAAGGCAUGAAUCAAACUUCUCCUUCUUCAACCAACCAAUGUUUCGCGGUAACCUGAUUUCAACACACAGACGAAUUUCCUAUCACAAGAACUCUGCUUUCAGUAUAUUCACUGCCCCACUUGUUCCCUCACAGGACCCUCUUCUCUUCAACCCACAAGUUCCUAAUCAUUCUAUCCAACAAUUGCCUCAUUUGAACUCAUUGCAAAACCUGGGUGAUCGAUACAAGAACUCUCUGUCCCAAUUCUCCUCAUCAAUUCCACCCCAAAAAUCCAUUCAUGUUUUGCCAUGGAGUUCGGAAAUAUACGAAUUUCUCGUCCGCCAAUGUCAGUUUUCUUGUUGCCCUGAGGAUGCUAAACAGCUUCAUUUACAAAUUAUUAAAAUUGGGUUUGUGGGUGAUUUGUAUUUAUCGAAUACACUUAUUAAUUUAUAUGUUAGAACGGGUGAUAUGGUUUCUGCACGUAAUUUGUUCGACGAAAUGCUUACUAGGAAUUCUGUUACUUGGUCUUGUUUGAUCUCGGGUUAUACCCAAAAUGACAUGGCCAAUGAGGCAUGUGCUCUUUUCCGGGAAAUGAUCUGUGCGGGGUAUUUUCAUAGUCAUUAUUCUAUUUGUAGUGCUCUACGAGCUUGCCAGGUGUCAGGACCUUGUGGGCUUAAAUUUGGAUUGCAAAUUCAUGGUUUAAUUUCGAAAACCUGGUAUGCGUUUGAUGUAGUGGUUUGUAACGUAUUGAUUUCAAUGUAUUGGAAAUGUAUGGACUCUGCUGAUCAUGCUUGUCGUGUUUUUAAUGGGAUACGGAUGAAAAACUCUAUAUCGUGGAAUUCUAUUAUUUCAGUUUAUUCUCAGAGAGGUGAUGCAAAUUCUGCUUUUGAGCUGUUCUCUAACAUGCAAAAGGAGGGCAUGGGAUUUAGUUUCAAACCUAGUGAAUAUACUUUUGGCAGCUUAAUAACUGCAGCUUGUUCUUCUAUUGAUUCUGGUCUGUGUCUGCUUAAGCAGUUGCUUGCCAAAAUUAAAAAAUCAGGUUUCCUACAAGACCUGUAUGUGGGCAGUGCUUUGGUAAGUGGGUGUGCAAAGUUUGGUUUUCUUGAUGGUGCUAAGAAGAUUUUUGAGCAAAUGAGUGACAGGAAUGCGGUGUCCAUGAACGGAUUGAUGGUUGGUUUGGUGAGGCAAAAGCAGGGAGUAGAAGCAGCUGAGAUUUUUAUGGAGAUGAAAGACUUGAUUAGCAUAAACUCUGAUUCUUAUGUGAUUCUUUUGAGUGCUAUUGCUGAUUUUUGUGUGUUGGAAGAAGGGAGAAGAAAAGGUAGAGAGGUUCAUGCUCAUGUUAUCCGAACUGGCAUAAGUAAUUCCGUGGUUGCAGUUGGAAAUGGGCUAGUAAAUAUGUAUUCUAAAUGUGCUGCAAUUAAAGAUGCUUGUUCUGUUUUCAGACUCAUGGUUGAUAAGGAUUCGGUUUCCUGGAACUCCAUGAUCUCUGGUCUUGACCAGAAUGAGUGUUAUGAAGAUGCAGUCAUGAGCUUCCGAACAAUGAGGAGAAGUGGAUUAAUCUCUUCAAAUUUCACGUUGAUCAGUGCUUUGAGCUCAUGUGCAAGCUUGGGCUGGGUAAGGCUGGGAAAACAAUUACAUUGUGAAGGGUUUAAAUUGGGACUUGAUUUGGACGUUUCGGUUUCAAAUGCUCUUCUUGCACUAUAUGCAGAGACAGGGUAUAUCACUGAAUCUCAAGAAGUGUUCUUCUUGAUGCCGAAGUACGAUCAAGUUUCAUGGAAUUCUAUUAUUGGGGCACUUGCCGAUUCGGAGGCAUCUGUUUCCAAAGCUGUAAGUUAUUUCUUAGAGAUGAUGCGACAUGGAUGGAGUCUUAACAGAGUCACUUUUAUCAACAUUCUUGCAGCAGUCUCAUCUCUUUCACUUCUUGAACUGGGCCAUCAGAUUCAUGCUUUAGCUCUAAAAUACCGUCUCAUGGAUGACAGUGCUAUUGAGAAUGCACUUCUUUCUUGCUAUGGGAAGUGCGGAAAGAUGGAUGACUGUGAGAAAAUCUUUGCUAGAAUGUCUGAUAGGAGGGAUGAUGUGAGUUGGAAUUCCAUGAUUUCUGGAUAUAUACAUAAUGAGUUAUUACCCCAGGCCAUGGAUAUUGUGUGGCUUAUGUUGCAGCAGGGUCAGAGAUUAGACUGCUUCACAUUUGCUACUGUUCUUAGUGCAUGUGCCUCAGUUGCAACAUUGGAGCGUGGCAUGGAAGUUCAUGGUUGUGGUACUAGAGCUUGUUUGGAGUCCGAUGUCGUGGUUGGGAGUGCACUUGUUGACAUGUAUUCCAAAUGCGGAAGAAUAGAUUAUGCUUCAAGGUUUUUUGGGCUGAUGCCCACGAGGAAUGUAUAUUCUUGGAAUUCAAUGAUAUCUGGUUAUGCACGACAUGGACAUGGAGAGAAAGCUCUAGAAAUUUUUAAGAAAAUGAAGCUAGAGGGUCAAACUCCGGAUCAUGUCACCUUUGUUGGUGUCUUAUCAGCUUGUAGCCACGCGGGGUUUGUUGAACAAGGUUUUCAGCAUUUUCAUUCCAUGAGCAAAAGUUUUGGGUUGUCCCCUCGCAUGGAGCACUUCUCAUGUAUGGCGGAUCUCCUUGGGCGGGCGGGUGAACUUGAUAAGUUGGAGGACUUCAUCAAUAGAAUGCCGAUGAACCCUAGUGUUCUUAUUUGGAGGACAGUUCUAGGGGCUUGCUGUCGAGUAAAUGUUCGGAAAACAGAUUUAGGUAGGAGGGCUGCUGAAAUGCUUUUGGAGUUGGAACCUCAAAAUGCAGUGAACUAUGUUCUCCUUUCUAAUAUGUAUGCCUCUGGGGGGAAGUGGGAAGAUAUGGCGAAAGCGAGGGCUGCAAUGAGGGAAGCAGCAGUGAAGAAGGAAACUGGGUGUAGUUGGGUCACCAUGAUGGAUGGUGUUCAUACCUUUGUAGCUGGAGACAAAUCACAUCCAGAUAAUGAGGCUAUCUACGAAAAGCUUAGGGAACUGCACAGAAAAAUGAGGGAUGCCGGAUAUGUGCCUCAGACAAAAUUUGCCCUAUAUGAUCUUGAACUAGAGAACAAGGAAGAACUCCUGAGCUAUCACAGUGAGAAACUUGCAAUUGCAUUUGUUCUCACUCGCAAAUCAUCAUUGCCUAUAAGAAUAAUGAAAAAUCUGAGAGUUUGUGGGGACUGUCACUCUGCCUUUAAAUAUAUCUCAAAGAUUGUGGGUCGACAAAUAGUAUUACGAGAUUCAAACCGAUUCCAUCAUUUUGUUGAUGGUAAGUGUUCAUGUGGAGAUUACUGGUGAUUGAACCAGCACUGCUAUUUUAGAAGGCAGACGUGUUUACGAGUGGAAUAGAUUCGGCAUACAACUUCUUACAUACGCUGAAAGAAUUAGAUGGUGGUAGGAACUAGGAACUGAGCCAUGGGUUUAUCCUUCCCCUAAUUUAGUAUUACGAGGACUUGGGCAAGACUAGCUGAGAUCAAGCAUCUUGGAAAGAAAAUUACUUUGUGCUGACAGAUUUGUACUGACCCUAUCUCGGACUAAUUUAUGGAAUGUGCAUGAAUUGGAAAACGUUGACAUGGAAGGGCAGCGAGACAAGAAGAGACAAAUGAAACACAUUAUUGGGAAUGCUACAGAAGCACUGAGAAUACAGGAUCAGAGAAGCUUGUCAAAGAUGGUCUAUGCCUUCUGCAACAAAGAUCAGUAGCUGCACCAAGAAGGAAUGAUUCAAUUUUAUUUUAAAGGCGCUUCCAAACUUCCAAAGGCUGGGGAAAGGUCAGAGGAAUUUUUGUUCAGAUUGCGAGAAAAGACAUUGACCCGUUGUCAUGUUAGAAAACAUUUGGCAGAUGGAACAGAAUUGUGAAAAAGAAGUGUAACCGGAACACUGAACAAGGCUCCACUGAGUUGAGUUUGUUUGUCCAGCAUAUAUGGAAACUGUCAUGGGGUAGCCUAUAACAACUUUUCUGAUGUUAUUUAUUUUAGUAUCAUGUCACACCUUGAGCUGAUAUAGGAAGUGUAAAUGACAUCGAUUUGCCAUAUAUUUUGAAGCAUGUAUCACUAUAUAUAUAUAAUAUUUCAAGAAAUAGUCUUGGACUAAUCUUUGACAUGGUGAUACAUAU